AUGCCACGCUACCUGGGAAUCGACUUCCUUGCGGAUGCAUUACGACAGCGCAAAAACAUGCUUUCCCAGAUGCUUCUCACAAUACCGAGCCAUUUGGAGUAUGUAGAUACGUACACCCAUAAUGGAACAGCUACUGAUAGGACACGACUUAUUCCUCGACUGAAGGAAAUGAUUCCCUUCAAGUUGUCAAGUAGACAACCCAUUGACUACCUGGCACAGAUCACAGAAAUCUCAGGCAACAUCCAGCGGCCUGUGGCCUACAGCUCAGAGAAGACUGGGAAAGACAUUGUCCCAAGCUCCAACCCAGACUCCCCUUUGGUAUCCUUUGAUAUGUGGUCUGAUCUUGAAGAGGAAAUCGUGGAUCAGGUCAUCAGCUCAUUAGCACCAGACAAAGAACAGUUUACACCAAUCGAUGAAAAGUCUGACGAUGACUCUAUGAAACUAGAAGAAGUGGAAUUCACAGACAACCUCUAUUCCAUUCGCCAGAAGAUUCCUGACAUUAACGUCCUAGCUUCAAGGUUGAAAACCAAACUUGUUCAAGACCCUCUUUUGUUGGACAGCCAUGGUAAUCCCUUAGAAGAGAAGAGCCUUUUGAGAUCGGAAAUUCAGGCGUCUUUCAGGGGAAAAAAUGCCGAAGGACUAGGAAAGGAGGACAAGGAAAUGUUUUUAAAGAUACAUUGCGGUGACAAUGUGAAUGAGAAUGAGGAUGAAAUCGAAGACGUUUUCAGUCCAGAAAUCACAUCAAAAGAUGCAUUCUGCGCUAAAGAGACACUCAGAUUGCUUGAUCUACAUGAAAAGAACGAGCUUGUAGGGGAGAAACCUGAGCUGCUGUUACAGCAACCCACUCACACAGGUGUUGAAACUCUCACAGGUUCUGAGGAGAGCAGUGAAUUAAAGACAAAUGAUUUUGUGAAAUUAAAUGAAGGAGAUCAAACCAACGCUUGCGAUGUCUUGGAGGAUCAGCAGUUACUGGAAUCUCCAUCUCAUCUUCCAACUGUCGCAAGGAAUCACAGCAGCAAGAAGUUUAUUAGUAGUUUGCAACCUUUUAAAUUAUCUACUGAGAUAACUAGCCCACCGCUGUCACCCAACAAGGUCAAGCAGUGUGUACAAAACAUAUGGGAAAAUGAAAAGUUUCUCUUCAGCGAACACUUAGCAAUGGUGCUUCCUGUACCAACUACUUCAUCCAGGAGAAGAAAGGAUCAUUCGACGACUUUGAUACAGGAGGCAAUGAAGAAGUUGACCCUUUCACAAGAUUUAUUGGAUGGAAAGGUGGAGCUAGGCAUACCGUGGAACCCGCUCGCUGUGUCGACGAGGCAAAUGGAGAAUUGCCAAAUAUAUCUACAGUCUGUUUCGUCGUGGAGUGAUGAAAAGCAAUCACAAAGUGAAAUAUCUCCUCACCGAAAGGGAACUGCAAGGGAAACCUUUAGUAAAAAUAACAUUUACGAUGAGGUACAAGAUGGAAGCUUGUCGCGAGACUUACAGCCGUUUUCAGGGGGAAAGCCGAAGGAACAACAAUCGGGUGAGGAUGGAGGAAAAACGCAGACAUUGGCUUCAAAACGCGAUAUCCAUGACACUUUGUCUACACUUUCGACUUCAUCAGAUACCACAACGAGAUUCAAUUCACGCUCGUCAAACACCAGCAAGUUUGUGACAGAGGUUAGAGAUACCUCCGGAGAGACAGACGAACGGGAACCAUAUUUCACGAAACGCACAAUAAUUCCGGCAUUAAGACAAUUUUCUGGUGGCAUUGAUGAUUUCUUUUUACUCAGGGAAGGUCAUAAGAAUGCCUCAAAGUCACCCAGUUCUGGCCAAUGUGCACCAACAAAAAAAGUCGUAAAAGCGGCGAAAGUGCGUCCUUCGGUGUUCACAACAGAGCAGACAGGAUUCAACUCUAGUGAAACGCAAGAUCCAACGGGCUAUGAGUGUCACAGCCAGCUACAUAGUAACUAUCCCGUACGGCAGCGUGACAUACCUGUUGAACUGUCAGACGAUUUCCAAGAAAUUUUAGACGAGUUGAUCGGGCAUGUAAAGCCUCUUUUAUCUAAGCUUCAGAGAGCUGGGGUUGUGCCACAAACUAAGACGCUUUCGAACUUAAAUCCAGAGUAUACAAGAUUCGUUUUGAAGCAAACUCAAAUGUCCCUUAAUGAAGGAGAGCACAAAAGUGAUAUUUAUGGCAUGUCUAUAUGCCUGCAUGCGCUUGUCUCUUCUGUUGAUGUUCUUAUGCAUAGUGGUUUGGAAGCUGCAGUAGCCUUCUUCAGCUCAAUAAAUGAAAAGUACAGCAGUUUAAUAGGGGGAGCUCUGGAAUCAACGCGGAGAUACCUCUUCGAAACACGUUUCGCGUUUGAACAGCAGAAAAUAAUUCACCCAAAGCUUUCAAAGCUGCUAACCAUCGUAGCAAAGUGGAGUAAAGAUCAAGAAGCCUGCAGCGCAAACGCUGCUAUCAUCGUUUACACUUUCCACGAAAAGUUAACCAAAGAAAUUACAGAGACAUUGUCAGGUUUACACGGAGUUCAGACCAGGUUAUUUAACAAGGACACAGAAAUCAAUGCUUUGCAGGAAGAAAAUGGACAACUGGUAAUCUAUGUUGUGAAUGGCUUAGCAGCAAGCGAGGAUUUUCCGUGGGCAAGUUUUGACUUUGUGCUGGACUACAACCCGAGUGGAACAGUAACAAGGGAGGAACUUUCUCGCAGCACAAGACUUAAAUCUCAUGUAAUCUUGAAAACGAUUUCAAAAGUUUCAAUGGGAAAUCAUUUAAGUGAGGCCGAAGUCUCAUAUCUAACUCAAGCUGUAAACUAUGUGUAUGCAUCAAAGGAUAACGACAUUUAUUAUGUGCUGAAUGCCAGUCUCAUAACCAGUGUAAAGGACCUCACGUGGUUAUCUAUCAUUUCUCUCUCAGACAUUAGUGACGCCAGCUUGUUAAGCGACCAAGAUCAGUACAUUUUCAUCGGCAGUGAAAAAUUUACACAUAAUAAAGAUCUCCUGCAUCUCCUCGAAACUUGCCACAAUGUCAUGAUCUAUGAAAGACGAAGAAGUAAGACAAACUCUGAAGAUUCUCUGAACAAAGUGCUUCUACAGCCAGACGUGAUGAUUGACGAGAGAACCUGCAUUCAUCUCCAGCAUUUGUCCUCUCUAACAGAUGAGAACGAAUAUAAAGGAUUGAGAGAUGUGGUGCUGUCACUGUCCCUUAAAUGCCACAAGUGUCAUAUUAUCAUGUAUUCUAACAAACAGCCAGACCAUGCCUUUACAGGAGAAGUUCUUCGCCACUUAUCCCUUCUGUUUGCCAGCUGUGCUCAUUUUCAAAAGAAUGAGUUUGAAGUGGAGAUCCUGUACUCCUUUACUAUGAAAGAAACUGCUCGUCUCAUCAGACAGAUAGGUGACAAAGCUAGGGCACAGUCUCCAGUGUGGAACAAGAUGGAAUGGCCAAAAAGGAAAUGGUUAACAAACGAAGCAAGUGCGCAUGAGGAGUUCCUGGUGUCACUUCCGUGUAUGAAUUCAUUCAGCGCACAAGUGAUGCUAACCGCUGCCCCACUAGCUGAGCUGUUGAAAAUGUCACCUGAGGAAUUGAAAGAAACCUGUCCUUGGAUUCCGCCGAAAACUCUCUCAGAAUUUUACAAGUCCGUGAACUGGUGUUCUGAGUUAGACCCUGAUAUGCCAGUCUUUUCAAUAGCGCAGCCGUCACUUCAAACUUCCUCACAAAGCUGCUGUGCUGUAGAACCGUCGCCACAUCAAAUGCCCUUGGCUGCCUCAGAGUCCAAUUCUUCCCCUGAUAGCAUGGUUGCUACAAGAAAUGCCUUGGUGGAAUCCACUGACUACAGGCUUAAUGAUCCACCGUCACUUUGGGUAAAUAUUCAACAAACGCGAGAAACCACGAGAGACCCUGUGACUGAUAGGGUUUAUCAUACUUACCCUCAAGAUAAACCAGUAACUGAUGACUGGUCUGCUGGCGCCUUUGGAGAUCGCUUGAAUUCUUUUCUCGCCGUUUCUCAAAGAGACGAGGUUGAACAUCACUGCCCUCCAUACCCAGAUAUUCCUGAUACACAUGAUAACGAAUGGAGACCCUUGAUAGCGAGAAAUACAUCUUCAAAGUCGUGGAAGGACAACGUUGAAUCAGAUUUGAGGCGAUGCAUCACAGAGAAAAAGGUACCGUACAUCAGGUAUGAUCACCAAGUAACGUCCAACUAUCCAGUUAAGAGUCAUUAUUUUUCUGAAUUUCCCGGUUCCUGUCGAUCAAGACCCGAAGAAAUAAGCCAUUUAAGGGAUGAAAAUGAAGACUACUUGACGCAUGACGAAGACAUCGACGUGACUGGUCGCUCAGCGAUGUCUUUAAACUUUCCAAUAGCAAGAGGAUCUACGACACACUCUUCGAGAGAACAGAAUGAUCACUUUGACUCGUCUUUGGACAGAAACGUCUGCGGUCGAAGGUACCAGAACCCCAGAGAUUACCGUACUCAUCAGAUACCGCAAGCACGUGUACUGGAUAAAGAUCAUUCAAGCAAACGCGUGAGGCAAGCUGUGCGAGUAUUAGACCUUGGAAACGAGGCUACCCGUGCUGUUCCAACUAAAGUGGGAAUAGCUCAACCACAAAGGAGAGUUUAUGGCUCAUCUGAUUAUCCUCAAGUGUCUGUACGGAGUACAUCAAGUCAAGCGCUAAGAGAAAAUACUGUCGCUAGUAAACACAAACGAGUUAGUCUUGGUAUUGAAAGAUCUACUAACUCUGCGUCAAAAGGUGCACAACAGCUACGAGGAGGGGAGCACGCGGUAACAGCAAAACGGCCGUCCCUAGACGAUCCUGAUAAAUGGUCUGUCUUCCCUUCGUACCUGUCCUCAAAACGGCGUAAGCUGACCUACGAAAAGAUCCCUGGUGUAGAAAGCGGUCAAACUAAGCUUGUGUUCAAGUACGACAAGUAG
Messenger RNA from Pocillopora verrucosa, 4908 nucleotides. Lineage: Eukaryota; Metazoa; Cnidaria; Anthozoa; Scleractinia; Pocilloporidae. The record is from RefSeq and is a predicted model, not a curated record.